AUGGCCCAAUCAUCAAACAGUACCAUUAGUAGUAGUAGCAGUCAGUUGCAAUGUUCUCCUGAGAGGUCUCCUCGAGUCACUGUGCUUGCAAGCUGUUACAGUGUGAACACCGCUACCUCCACGACAUUAUCCGAUCAUCACAUGCUUACCAAGCUCGACACUCAGGAGCACAGUGGUAUCCCUGAGGUUCCCUCGGGGUUCAAGUCGCCCAUACGUCCUCCCCUCGAUUUGUCCAUUGUUCCUGGCCUCGGAAUCAGCUGGCCAGGGAACGGCUCAUCGGGGCAUAAAGGGGAGGCAGCGCAUGCUAUCCCGGAAGAGUGUGAGAGGCUCUUCUGCGAACACCUGUCUGUAAUAUUCUUUGGUGAGAGGAGAAUAGCUGAGCAAGUGUCACUUGGGAUGGGUGCGUCUCAGAGCCAGCCAGACAUUGUCCAGGUUAGGCAUACGCCGAUUCAGCAUUGGCUGGAGGUUCUGGACUACACGAAUGACAUCACUUAUCGAGGGUUUGUGACGAGCACAACCGAUGGCCAACCUACCAUGUUUGUGUUUCUUGAGAAGAUGUUAGGUCACGGCCUCAAGACUGGUUUGGUGGCGUUAUUCGAGCUUGCAGGCAUUAGUACAUUUGACUGCUCCCAGAUUGUUGCAUGUAUACCACGCUCGCAAGAUGCGAUCGAGCUCGAAAUUGGACGGCUGGUCGCGAGUGCCAAGGAAAAAAUGGCGGAUCACGCGGAAAUGACCUCAGGACUAUGGAUAAUGAUCAAUGUCUCCACAGCUCUGAUGUUUCCUAAGUUUUUGCUUCACCCAGGAAUUUCUCGGCCCAGGCAGGUCGCGAGCCCAGGACCGUCUGAGCUAAGCCAAGUACCUGGUCUGGAGACGAGCAACGACACCGAGAAAUUUCUAGAGGGCCAUAUUUCCUGCAUUCGUUGCUCUCAUUGCGCGGCAGAUUUAUGCUUGACAUCACAGAUAAUUAGCAAAGGAUUCACUGGCCGCCAUGGUCGUGCGUUGCUAGUAUCUCCACAGAUUGUUGCUAGUGCAGUUUCUAUCCAUCCAUCUUCUGCAGCGACUGAAUGUUUGCCGAACACUAUCGUGCAGAAGCCUGUAUCUCGGCGAUUGGUGACCGGGGUACACACGGUUAGUGAUAUCAACUGUGCGCUUUGUGGAACUGUGCUCGGCUGGAAAUAUGUCUCCGCAGAGGAGGAAACACAACGCUACAAGGUCGGAAAGUUCAUCCUAGAGAGCGAGAAAAUUACAACAUCUACUUCCUGGGAGUCUACACCCCGUGUGCCUGUUGAUUUGAUUAGAUUAUGCUCUGAAUUGCCCCUGGAAAGAUCACCGGCACACAAUAUGGAAUUUGAUAGUCAGGACGAGGAUGAAUGUGAAGACCUCUUCGCAGGAAUUUGGAGUCCUGGCUUGGCUGUGCGCAGGAGAAGUCGCAAAAUGGAACGCUAUCUGUCCAUGUUUACAUUCAACUCCUUGUGA
This is a messenger RNA of Aspergillus saccharolyticus JOP 1030-1, 1476 nucleotides long. RefSeq names its product yippee-domain-containing protein. The record is from RefSeq and is a predicted model, not a curated record. Lineage: Eukaryota; Fungi; Ascomycota; Eurotiomycetes; Eurotiales; Aspergillaceae. Gene Ontology annotation, molecular function: ornithine decarboxylase inhibitor activity. The transcript has 5 exons. The coding region runs from base 1 to 1476 and encodes 491 amino acids.